AUGACAUACUGUUUCGGGACUGAUGAUCAUUCAAUAAAGUUAUUUCUUGAUACGGCAUUUGAAGGUGAGAUCGAGGACGUUGAAAAAUUAUUAGAUCAGGGAUUCAAGCCAGAUCUCGCUGAUACUGACUCUACUACGGCACUACAGAUUGCUGCAGCGCAAGGGGACUUGGAUUUAAUGCAGUUACUUCUCGGCUACGGAGCGGCCGUCGAUAAAUGUAAUGAUAUCGGUUUUACUCCGCUGCUGCAUGCCUGUCGAAAUGGUCACCUAGACGCCGUCGAGUUGUUGCUUGAGUAUGGAGCUGAUUCGCGGCGAUGCACGUUUUACGGAGCAAACGCAAUGACAUUAGCUGCAGCUGGCGGUCACAUUGAGGUCGUACUUCGUUUGCAGGGUGUUUGUAACAUGCCGCAAAGGUUAUCACCUUCGCCGCUUGUAGCCGCAGUGGCAAGACGACACUUUGAUUUGGUUGCUUUUUUCAAAUUACUGAGGGGUCCACCGUUGUGGUAUAAGCGCAGUGCUCUUUAUGGUCUCGACGCACAAUCAACUGCUAGGAUUCUAGCGGAUCGACAAAUGACCGAAUUCCUGUCUGAUUUGGAUCAGUUUAUUAAAAACUCAGAAAAAAAUGGCUCAAAAGAGAUAGACCGAUUAUUACCUGAUAUCAGGUGUAUGAUACAUCAACGGAAAGUGCGAGGACUUCAGUCACUGCUAAAUUCUGGUCGAGAAUUUGUUCCCUUGCCUAGCGGUACUACACCACUAAUGUUUGCUGCUGUAGUUGGAGACCUAAGGAUGAUUCUUAGGAACUGCAGCUCGAAAAGCACACUCACUGACAGAUUAGGGUUUAGGGAAAAAGUUGUAAGAACUUUGGGUCCCUACGCUUCCAGGAUACCGCCGGUACUCUUUCAUCUGCUUAACUGUCCGCAUGACUUAUCUAGAGGUGGAACUGAGCGGAAGGUUUACACAAGUCAACAAGAGUCUGCUAUGGGCAGUUUUGUGGAGAAGUAUUUGCCAUUGAUGAAUUCCAAAGCGAUUUCUGAGGUGAAGAAGCAAGAAGCGCUUUUUAAGCCAGAUUCGAAUAGCGAACUGCUCGAAAGCAUUUCGGAACUUCGACGUUCUAUUUUUCAAUUUAAUUCCUUGAAUGAUAUUUCUGCGGCAAAACCAGAAUCGAGUGGUGCAGCAACUGAAAAAGAAAAAUCUGACUGUUGGGAAAUGAUAGUGGAACGCUGUGGCAUUGAAACAGCCAGUGUGUUAAAAAAAGAAGGGAUUGAUUUUGAAAGCUUUCUUUUGUUAGGACGGGACGACUUUGAAGAAUUGUUCUUCGAUAGUGUGCUGGUUGAUACUCUUGAACAGAUUCAGGACAGUUUCAACAGAGGACCUUAUCCAAAAAAUUUGGAUACACAAACGAAAGCGUUUAGCAUUGCAGUGGAACAGUUAAAAAGUGUUAAAACUGUGAUUCAUGACUCAUACGCAAAUGCAACUAUGAGACCAACCGAAAUGGAUGGUGAAGCUGAGCUCCCUACUGCGGGUUAG
Molecule: messenger RNA, 1527 nt
Organism: Enterobius vermicularis (human pinworm)
Lineage: Eukaryota; Metazoa; Nematoda; Chromadorea; Rhabditida; Oxyuridae
Source: the annotation of a GenBank genome assembly